UUAUAAUCAAUUUUUCCAGAAAUUAAUGCAUGUACCAUAGAAUUUUCCAGAUUAUAUAUAGAUCGAGCAGAGGAUAGGAACCCAUGGAAUAGCCCAAUGGCAGCCCGCGCCAUGAAUAGCUGCCGCUCCGCUUCGUCUCAUCCGCCGUUGUUGGCGACGAACUUACAGAGCUGGCAUGCCCAGCACCAGUUCAGUAUACGGCGGUUCCAGAGAUACCAUAGUUUGCAUUCUCGGUUCUCAUUUCCCCGUUCCGAACUUUGUUCGAUCGGUCGUGGCAGUGUUCGGAGUUACUCUGUCCAAAUCUUAUUUCAAACCGUCAUGGAAGAGCUGCAAUCGAUGCGCAAACAAUGGCAAAUUCAUGCUUCUUCCGAAUUGGGAUUAACAAGCACUGAUGAGCUUUUCCAAGACAAAGUAGAAAAGCGGACUAUGCAAAGGGGGUUGCUGCUAGAAUUCAAGAAGGACACUGAAAGGCUAUUGCUAGCAGUUGCUCUCAGACCUGAUGGGAAAAAGAAUUGGAUGGUCUUGGAUCAGAAUGGUGUAACAGCCUCAAUUAAACCACAGCAAGUUACUUUUAUUGUUCCUGGGAUUGAUAAUUUUGACCCCAUCAACAUAUCAAACUUUGUCCAGAAAGCGUGUGAUAACCUGGAUCCUGCUCUACUUGAGUUUGCAUGGAAUGAGCUUCUUGAUAAUAAUAAAUCUGUCACGCUGGAUGAACUGGCAGAGAUGAUUUUUGGUAGUGCGGAACCUCUUGAGAGCUAUUGUACCCAUCUUUUAUUAUCUAGAGAUGACAUAUACUUCACUCGUUUGGGGACUAAAGGUUCUCAUUCUAUUUAUGGACCUCGACCCCCUAGACAGGUACAUGAACUUCUACAAAGGAAGAUUGCUAAAGAGGCUGAUGAGACAGAACUUGAGGAGUUCAUUCAGUUGCUAAAAUCUAUUAAAGAGAGGCCUCCACAUGCCAAACCUCCAAAAGCUAUGUGGAUGACUGAAACAAAAAAUUGGGAGAAAAUCCAGUCUCUUGAAGAUUUUGCUGUUGAUAAUUGUAUCAAUGAUGACCGAAAGAGAUUGGCAGGGGCGAUCCUCAAAGCCAUGGGCAUGGCUAAAACGUCAUCCUCAGCAGUUACUCUUCUUAUGAAUAUUGGAUAUUUCCCUGUACAUGUCAAUCUUGAUUUAUUAAAACUGAACCUUCCUACUGAUCAUCGGGAUGAUGUUGUAUUGGCUGCAGACAAUAUUUUAUUAGAGUCAACUAGCAUGUGUGAGGUUGAUAGAAUAGAUCUGACUCACCUGAAGGUUUACGCAAUAGAUGUUGAUGAAGCUGAUGAGCUUGAUGAUGCAUUGAGCGCAACAAGGCUUGAUGAUGGCCGGAUACGAGUCUGGGUACAUGUUGCAGAUCCAACUAGCUUAGUUCAGUCAGGGAGCAUUAUAGACAAAGAAGCUAGGAGAAGAGGAACCUCCCUGUUCUUGCCCACUGCUACUUAUCCAAUGUUUCCUGAAACUUUGGCCAUGCAAGGCAUGAGUCUUAAGCAAGGGAAACAGUGCAAUGCUGUUACUGUAUCUGUCAUUCUGCACUCCGAUGGCAGCAUUUCAGAAUACUCCGUGGAAAACUCUAUCAUUAAACCAACGUAUAUGCUGACAUAUGAAAGUGCAUCUGAACUUCUUCAUUUGAACUUGGAAGAGGAGGUAGAGCUAAAGAUUCUUGCUGAGGCAGCUAAACUUCGGUUUAGGUGGCGUCAACAACAGGGUGCAAUAGAUACAUGUACCUUACAAACAAGAAUUAAGGUGACGAAUCCUAAUGAUCCAGAGCCUUCAAUGAAGAUUUAUGUUAGCAAUCAAAGUGACCCAGCUAUGCGACUUGUUUCUGAGAUGAUGAUACUUUGCGGAGAGGUUAUUGCCAUGUAUGGUUCCUACAAUAUGAUACCGUUGCCCUAUAGAGGACACCCACAAUCAAAUAUUGAUACAUCUGCAUUUGCACAUCUUCCUGAAGGGCCUGUUAGAAGUUCUGCUAUUGUUCGAAUCAUGCAUGCAGCUCAAAUGGACUUCAGGAAGCCAAUACGUCAUGGGGCAUUGGGAAUUCCCGGAUAUGUCCAAUUCACAUCGCCUAUACGUAGAUACAUCGAUCUUUUGGCUCAUUAUCAGGUGAAAGCAUUCAUUAGAGGUGAUCCUCUUCCCUUCUCGCCAGGGGAGCUUGAAGGGAUGACAUCUACGAUUAACAUGACAACUAGAGUUGUAAGGAGGCUCUGCAGUAGCAGUCUUCGUUAUUGGGUAUUGGAGUACCUGAGAAGGCAAUCAAAAGAUGUGAAAUUUUGUGCUGUUAUCCUCAAAUUCAUCAAAGAUAGGAAUGCAUCAGUACUCUUGUUGGAGGUAGGAAUAGAAGCUAAUGUUUGGGUGUCUAUUGGUAAACAGAUAGGGGAUGAACUAGAAGUUCAAGUUGAAAAAGCUCAUCCUCGUGAUGAUAUUCUCUCUCUUAAGGAGGUUUUAGUUGCAUAGCAGUGCUCUUCCCCAUAUUGAUUGCCUGCAGAGGAGAUGCACUGCAAAGAGCCUACUGAAGGACUGAUGACCAUUUUCUCAAGUGCUUACCAAUGGCUACAAUACAUAGUCUUCAGUUAUUGGACUUGCACAACUAUGGGACCUGUUGUGAAGAAAGCAGUUGGUUUCUGCUGAAGAGUUCAGCAAAAAAUGGCAUUAAGUAGUCAUGUUGAGGAAAUACUUUGAUCAGAGUCCAUAUCAGAUUGACAGAUUGUUUCACAUCAAAGUGGAAAUGGUGUCUUCUAAGUUAAGUUUCGGUUUAGUUUGAUGUUGGGUGUCUGACAAGAUUGAUUCUUGUAGAAAAAUGUUACAUUAUUUUUUCUGAGUAAUUUGAUGUACAUAUCAAGUCGGAUAGACUAGGAUAGAUGCAGUUAGUUGUAGAUAAGCUCAUAGUUAUCUAGAUCCUAAUUUUUAGGAUCUGUACUAGCUCAUAGUUAUCUGUACAAAGUGUAUUUAUACUCGGGCCAUUUGGCUUAUUCAAUCAAGGAAAUUUAUUCCUCAAA
Messenger RNA from Cuscuta epithymum, 3029 nucleotides. Lineage: Eukaryota; Viridiplantae; Streptophyta; Magnoliopsida; Solanales; Convolvulaceae. The record is from the annotation of a GenBank genome assembly.